Anas platyrhynchos (mallard) is the source of this 1043-nucleotide messenger RNA. It is a transcript of the gene MMP7, whose product is annotated as matrix metallopeptidase 7. The record is from RefSeq and is a predicted model, not a curated record. Gene Ontology annotation, cellular component: extracellular matrix. Gene Ontology annotation, molecular function: zinc ion binding; metalloendopeptidase activity. Lineage: Eukaryota; Metazoa; Chordata; Aves; Anseriformes; Anatidae. Gene Ontology annotation, biological process: collagen catabolic process; tissue remodeling; proteolysis.
CUUGGGAGACAGAAGGUCAAACACUUUCUGCUGUAGCGAGGCUCCUUGCCAAUGCUGGGGACUAUGCAAUACCUCCUUUUUUGUGCUGCCAUUCUCCUACCUCAGAGUUUUGCUUUUCCAGUACAACUUAACACAGAACUAUGGAACAAUGCUGAUUUAGAGACUAUAAAGGCAUAUCUCAAUAAGUUCUUUCCAAUUCUUGAUAGAGCCCCUAAACUCAGCUUAGAGGAGAGGAUUAAAGAAAUGCAGAAGUUUUUCCACCUGACUGUAACUGGAACAUUAGAUGCAGAAACAAAAAAAAUGAUUCAACAACCCAGAUGUGGAAUCCCUGAUAUCGCAGAUUACAGAACAUUUCCUGGAAAUCCAAGAUGGAAUAAGAAACUUUUGACAUACAAGAUUGUUAAUUAUACACCUGAUCUACCCCGACAACAUGUGGAUGAUGCAAUUAGAAGGGCUUUUAUGGUAUGGAGUGAUGUGACUCCACUGAAGUUCAAAAAAGUUCUCUGGGGGUAUGCAGACAUCGUGAUCAGAUUUGCACGUCAUGAGCAUGGUGAUGGAUAUCCUUUUGAUGGAAGAGGUAACACAUUAGCUCACGCCUUUGCACCUGGAGAAGGGAUAGGUGGAGAUGCUCAUUUUGAUGAUGAUGAAAGAUGGUCAAGGUACAAUCAAGAAAUUAAUUUGUUCCUUGUUGCUGCUCAUGAAUUUGGCCAUUCUUUGGGACUCGCCCAUUCAAAUGUCCGUGGAGCUCUGAUGUACCCUCUCUACUCAUAUGUGAACCCAGAAACCUUCACACUUUCAAAGGACGAUAGGCAAGGAAUUCAGAAGUUAUACGGGAGCAAGCCAGCAAACUCUUGAAGAAAGUGUUUCAAAAAAAAAAUAAGAAUUCAGAUCUGGUGGUUUUGGUAUUCCAAAACCAUUUUAAGGCUCUGGCCAAUUAAAGUGGUAAGCUUCUGAAUGCCACCUUCUAUCCUGAACUUUUCAUAGAUUUGUUUAUACUUUAUACAAUUUCACCUGACAAUUAAAAAAAAAAAACAAACAAAAAC